GAGAUAACUGAAGUAAACCUUUAAUGUGAAGGAAUUCCCCUCUGCCUUUCGCUUUCGGGGACCAUUACAGGCAAGCUGUUUUUCCGUGUUCGUGCAUAUAUUUUCGUGUUUCGCAGCAUGUCAGGAAGAGGGAAACCAACGAGAAAGCGGCCGACACGUGGGACAAGAGCUGCCACGAAGAAGAAACGCAAGGAACAAACCCCUUCGCAGUCGUCACCGCCCGGCAUGCCCGAAGCAGCGAUGGGACAGCAAGAUAACUUGGCGACAGCACGUGAACCCAGUCAAGUUCAAGCAGACAGGACGGCGCCUUCCCAGAUUUCGUCAGAUGUUUGGAUUGUAGGCUCAUCAUUUGUCUAAUGGUCUCAGCGGCAGAGUUACAGAUUGAAAUUCACCGAAGUGGUAAACGUCUGAGACCUGCAUCACUUCGAGCUUUCCUCCCACAUUAAGCUGACAUGCCGCGAUAUAACUGUAAUAGUGUUAAAAGCAGCGUUAAACCAAACUCACUCACUCACUCACUCACUCACUUUAUUUGUUACAUUUACUGCAAAGUUCAAUUAUUUUUGUCUAGUUUGUCCUAUUCGCGUUAUAGAGGUCCUCUCUAGCAGGAUGUUUAGCAUAAAUUGCGUGCAGGGUCAGCGCUCACAUUAAAUUUUCAUAUUUUAUGUAAACUUGAAAUUUUCAAAGUUCCAUGUAGCAGAGAGCAAUGUUGUUGUUGUGCGGCAAGCUCAUCAUUAAAGGGAUUUUGAACAUGUUUGAUGUUUUGUCAUGACAAUGAAUGCCAGAUAGAUUCAAUUACAAUACACCAUUCUACUAUUUUCAGAACCUGAAAAUUAUAAAUGUUAAUGUUGGAAGAAAUCUCAGCUUAAUUAUCUCUGUAUGAAUAUUCUUACAAACUAUUCCUUCCAUCGUUCUUCCUCUUUUAGUACAUACACUUUAUAAGACAAACAAGUUUUGAAUAAUUUGACAUACCCAAAUGCUGAUAUUCCCAAAUAGCCGAAGCCAUCAUUGCAACUGCUCGCGACUGAUCUGUUUGUUUACUUAAACUGCCAGUAAACAGUAAACUUUGUGCCCUGAAAGUGGAACAUGCACACGUUUGCCAUCAUCAAAAAGCUGGCCCUUGGAGCUGUACAUCGCGUUCCCGCACCACACAGGAAAAUAACAUAUGCACUUCAGAGAAGUUGCCAUGUGGUGGGAUGUUCAGUUAUACAUCUCGACUCUUACGAAGUGCACACCAAGUAAUCAGUAUCUAUCCGAUCUCCAUCAUUAUUUCGUCCAAUGACAAUAUGCGGACAUAAGGUGUUCAUGUUAACAGCCCUGAUGACUAAACAAAGACACUCGCUUUCUCGCCCUUAGAUGAUGUCUUGCCAUUUCAUUUCGUAAAGACUAAAACAUCAUAUUACAGCACCAUCGUUUUGCGAACUCCACAUCGCCUCCGAAACCGGGAACCUGUCAAAAGUGAAACUCAUCUUGUCCCAGGGACGGGCGGACAUUAAAGCAAAGAGUGAAUUGGUUGGACACCGGUGAUGUUGGCAGCUGGUAAUGGGCACCGAGAAGUGUUUGAGGAGAGGUGGAGAUGGUGAAGUAUGUCCUCUCACAUGACAUGGAGGACAUCAACAGUAGAGGAUGGAAGAAGAGGACACCAGUGAUGGUGGCAGCAUUGCGUGGACAUAAAGAAGAGGUAGAGUUACUCGUGGGUGAAGGAGCUGAUGUGUCACUCGUAUCUGAGAGGGGUGCAAACAUCCUUCAUCUUGCCAGUCGGGGAGGACAUGUGGAGGUGGUCAAGUAUGUCCUCUCACAAGUCAUGGUGCGUAUCAACAGUAGAGGAUGGAAGAAGAGGACACCAGUGAUGGCGGCAGCAUUGCAUGGACAUAAAGAAGUGGUAGAGUUACUCGUGGGUGAAGGAGUUGAUGUGUCACUCGUAUCUGAGAGGGGUGAAAACAUCCUUCAUCUUGCCCAUCGGGGAGGACAUGUGGAGGUGGUCAAGUAUGUCCUCUCACAGGACAAGGUGGGCAUCAACGCCAAAAACAACAAAGGACAAACAGCAGCCAAGAUAGCAAUAUCCCAGGAUCGAGGAGACAUGCUUUAUCUUCUUGUGUCGCAUGGUGCUGUCAUGAAAUGUUUGCGUAGACAUUCAUAUUAUAAAAGACAAUGUGUUGAAUACAAUUAUGACGUUCACGUGUUGAAUACAUUGAUGUUGUUACAGACAUUGAAGUGUAGAAUAAAAUCAUGUUGUUAUUGACACUGGCAUGUGGAA
This is a messenger RNA of Haliotis rufescens (red abalone), 2254 nucleotides long. RefSeq names its product ankyrin repeat domain-containing protein 50-like. The record is from RefSeq and is a predicted model, not a curated record. Lineage: Eukaryota; Metazoa; Mollusca; Gastropoda; Lepetellida; Haliotidae. Gene Ontology annotation, molecular function: protein binding. Bases 1574 to 2239 code for a protein of 221 amino acids. The transcript is spliced from 2 exons.